GCCCGUGAUCAUUUUUUUGUCAAUGAAUAAAAAGAAAGAGAGAGAGAGAAAGAGAGACACACAGGACACAGGUUGCCCCAUCUGUUGUUUCUAGGUCGUCGUGACGGACGCGGACCAUGGGCAAAAACCAAGCAAAAAGGCAAUGGCGGCUACCCGUUGGACGGCCAGCGAGCUCGGCUACGUGAAAAAUCUCAGAAAGAUGUGAUCUUUCGCGUCGCGAUCGACGGGCGUAAAUUCGAGGUGUAUGGCCUGAGGGCAGGGGAGCAUUGUUACCUGCAAAGGUAGAAAUGGCACACGGUGUGUACAGAGGAUGGCUGAUAAACGAAUGGACUUGUUAUCGAAUCGAUUAGGCAACGAAUGGUGGUCAUUGGCAAGUCAAACAGAAAGAUACGACAGCAGGCAGGAAGGAGUAAAUGAGCGAGCGCACCUAAGUAAUGAGCGAGACUCGGCAUUAUCCUAUUCGCUCGGUCUCGGACUUAUACGCAGCCGAGGAAAUAGAGGUGCUUCUUCUAGAAGAGAUACGCGAUCUGGAACCACCACCUGCCAUAUAUUCUAAACCCGAAGACAUUCAAGACUUCGAGAUUGGCAGUAGGACAGGGGGGCGAAUCAGCUCCCAAUCGUCAGAGCUGGAUUCGCCAGGGGUGCAUUCGACAGUCCAUUCUUGGGAUUCGCAUGCUAAUUAUCAUGGUCACUAUGGUAAUAGUGAUCAUAGACCUGGCUCAUCGAACGCCAUGCCUUGGUCUCGCGCAAGCCACGUCGUUAUUUACUGCGACAUACAAGGACAUCUUAAAACGCCUACGGGUGUUGUUAGACUUUUAUUACUUAUAUCCUCUGCAGCUUGUUUGGCAACUUUAUGCAGUUCUGGCACUGCCAAGGUCAGCAUUUUUAUGCUGCCUUUAGCAGAUCGUUUACGAUUCAUGAUCUUUGUAGCUGUUUUCUGUUUCUUGGUCACUGCAGCCCUUCUCUUCCUUGAUAUUUCGCAUGUCAUUUACAUCCUUCCUUUAAAUUGGGCUAAGCUGAAUGCUAUAGUAUUCACUGGCAUAGGCUUGUCAUAUGCUGCGAGUAGCGCAUUAAUAGCAUGUACAAUAUGGGAAUACCACAGUGGAGGUUGGGUACCAAAACGCACACGUUCUCAACUGACUGCUGCGGCAGUAGUGGGACUUUUCUGUGCUCUCUUAGCGUUUUUACUGUCCUGGAUACAUUGUCGUAAUGGAUCAAGUUGUAAAGGUCAAGAUUCUCGUAGUCAUACCCCGACGCAACUUUACAAACCCGUUGACAAUUCUUCUUCCUCUGGGGUAACUUUGAAGGAACGUAGUCCUAAGAGACCGGCUUCGUGGGCCGUGAAAAAUCAGCAAUCGAAGAAACGCAACGCGGACAGUGACACGAACACUAGUAACGGUGGCCAUCGCGGUAGCAAUCACGAGAAAUUUAAACAAGGCGCCAAUAGAAAGGACCACUGGGCUACAGCCAAGCAACAUAUUUUAGAAACACACGCGAAUAACGAAGAUACUCAACGGGAGGAUACUGAGAUUGAGAGGAGACGGAGAAGACGAAGAAAAGAGGGUGACAGUAGUUCAACUGGUGACGGAAACGCGCCAGGUAGUAGUAAAGUCGAUGCCAGCCGUGUUACUGCUGAAGAAGCCAAGACUAGGCGAGUGCCGCGAAAGUUACCUCUACAGUCUGCAGUGGAGCAAUCUCAGUCGUGGUCCGACGCCGAACGUAGGAAUAGUGGUACUACGCAAAUUAAAAGUAAAGCUAGGCGAACGCCAGUGAACAAUGACGCACAGAAUUGUUGUGAAAUGAACGAGGCUAGAUCGAUUAAUCGAGUGACUCGAAAUGGCCUCCGAAACUGGGAGGCGGAUUGUACGUCUAGCAACGGUAUAGAAGAAACUACUGAUACGAAUGUGGUUCGUAACGCCAUGUGGCCCGGACAGUGGCGUCCACCACCAGAUGAUGUUCAACCUUGUUCUAGCAAAACUAUCGAUCCUUACAGCUUUGCCUGAACCUGAACGUUUUGUGAAAUACGAAGCACACACACUUUAGGUAAAAAAUAAACUUGUUCCACCGAGCAGUUUCUGUGAACAGUUUGUGACAUAACGAAAUUUUUUACAAACUAAGUACAUCUAUAUACUUCACGUUGAACAUUUUUCUUUUAUUAAAUUGCAACAGUAAUUGGUACCUAUUAUCUAAUUGAAAUUUUAUAUCUCUUGUUUGCAUACGGUCGUCUGAUUUUAACACAUUCGGUAUUCUGUUCGGUAUUAAAUAAUGCAUAGUGACUAAAAUAAUAACUAUAUUUUGGUUUUAUAUGUUGUAUCUGUGUUUUCAACUGUGUUUGAAGUCUGAUGUGAUUUGAGAUGUUAACGUAAAAUAUAUAGAUUACUAUAUUUCGUAUAUAUGUAACAGGUGAAAUAGAUCGUAGCCCGGACUCAUCAAGUUCGUCGCUAUCGAAUUUUGCAGGACAAAAUUGUGUCCAAAGAUUUAAAAUCUUGUAUAAAAUUAUUGCUGCCUUGUACAUUUUGCUGCCAAGAGAAUAGGUUCUCUUUAGUUGUUCGGGUCCUGACGUUUUGCAUCACACAAAACCAGACUGCCCAACUUUGAUAAGCAAAUAAUGCCACUUCAUUCCAAUCGUGUACCAAAUAAUAAAUCUAAAGUAAGUUUUAAUGGGAUUUUGUAAGUAUAAGACCACUAUAUAGCACGUAACACUAAUAUAUAUUUGACUAAUUAUUUCUAUCAUAUUUUGAUGCCAACAUAUUUUGAGCUCCAUGCAUACUUGAAAAAGCAUUUAGUACAUGCAAGGAGAAAUCGCCUAUAGUUUAAGAUGAAAGUGUAUAUAUUAAACCUUGAAAGGAUUAUAUACGUACAUAUAGUAAAAUGCAGCUAGACCGAUCUUUCUAUCAAUCCUACAUACAAAGAACGGCAGUUGUAAUUGCAAAUCGCGACUGUAAUUUGUCUAUUUUUAAAUUUAUCUGCAAUUGCCAAUUUUUGAAACACAAGUAUAAGAUUUUUUUAAUUAAAUUGAUAAUAUAAUUAAACAUAUUGGUUUUAUUUAAAAAUACUUAAAAAACUAUGUUAUGAUUAGCAGGGGAAAAUUUAAGUUGAAGUUAUAAAUACUUGAAAACGAUGCUUUUAAUAAAACUUUUAAUAAAUAAUAAAAGAUUGUAGGUACGCAAAAUUAGAAUAACUUUCUACAUUCCUCAAUUAGAUUUUAUUUUAUUUCAAGUUUUAAUUAAGCUAUGAUCGAAAGCUUGUUAAUAACCAGCAACAUAAUAUUAAAAUCAUAUUUUAUUUUGCAAUGACAAUACCUUUAAACGUAUACUUCACACAAUGGCCUUAUAGAAUUUUAAAUUUUUAUUAAAGCACGUUUUGAGGAAAAUGCUAAAAGUAAUUCCAUAUAGGGAGAAUUUUUUAUUGACUCAUAAUAAAAUUAUAAGACUUAAUCAGUAUUCUUUGCAUUGGAAGAUCGGUUUGGCAUUAGUUCCCGUAUGAACAGAAUAGUAUGCGUGGAACAAUUAUUCAUUGUAUUAUUCCAAUUAGCUCACACUCUGAAAUGUGCUCAUUAUAUUACAACAGUAUCAUUCUUGCACAAGGACGGAUUUACUAAUCACUUAAAUCACACAAGUUUUCUUUGAAUUAUAAUAUACCCAAAUUAAAUAAUACUAAUUUCAAGAAAUAUAAUGUUGAUAAUUGAUUAUUUUCUAUCAAGUCUUAAUUAAAUUUUUCACAUACAUCAAUAUAGAAACUAAUAGGUUUUUGCUGAUUGAGUUAAGUAUUAAAAGAGAAUAAUCCGUCCCUGUUCCUGUACGCAUCAUUUACAAGUAUCUUACGUAGUUUUAAAAUUAGACGAACAGUAUUAUUUUAUUGUGUUAAUUAUAUUAAUCUUUUACUUUAACGAGAAAGUCUAGUCAACUCUAGUCAAGCACUUUUUUGUACAAUUAUAUCUUCUUAAUAAUCCAUCAAAUUUAAGAGCAAAGUAUUUUUUAGUACAUACAUAUCGUGUUAGAAGUACAAUUCAUCUUAGAAGAAAACUGUUGAGCGCUUGUUUCCUGAUUGAUAAUUCCAUUGAAUUUCUUAAUAUAUAAUAGCAUCACAUAGUCUUCAGAAUUCCUCUGAUAUCUCGUUUCUUCUUCGUUUAAUGUAUCACGACCAUUAUACGAUCGAAUAAAUAUAAACAUGUUAGCUAAUCUUGAGUAAGACAACUAUUUUGUCUGGCAACAGCUAUUUUGUCUUUUGAUACGAUGCCGCGAGUAUAAACACAAAAUAAAAUACACAUUUAUCGAACUUUAAUGCGUCGACCUUAAAUCAAUUAAUAGUGUAAGAGAAAUGCGUGUUCAUAUAGAUUCAUAAAGAGAAAAUAGCAUAUAAUACAGCAGCUUCGUUGUGGCAAAUAUCGAUGGUGUUAUAACUCGUUUUGUUGGAUAUAAGAAAUAAUGUGUAACUCUUCUGUAUAUGAUUCAUUCUUGGUAUGCUGAGAAUUGAAAGAGUGAUUAUCGCGAAAUAAAUAAUGCUAUGUUAAGAGUAACUGAUCGAAUAAAAUGUCACUUGGCGUAAUAAGGCAAUUAGCCUUGAACUAAAUCAAAGUGUACAAACACUGCCAGAGGAAAUAUAAUGCUCUUUGAAUGUAAUGUAACACCGAUUCUCUUAAUGACUUUACAUCCAAGGCUUGUAAUUUUAUGAUCUGUAAGUCGAAUAUGCGCACAUAGCUUCAUAUCAUUUUAUUUCACAUUCCAUAUUGUUAUUUGUAAUAAUAAUAGAUUUUUAAAUGUUAUAAUUCUCAAAUUUUUUAGGAAGAAUUAAAAAAUAUGAUUUGUCAAAUAAUAUUAUGAGAUAAGGAACAGCUAAUGGAUUAAAGUCAUUAUUAUUAUUACAAUAAAGAUUAAACUAUCACUUGACUACUUCGAUAUUCGCGACUAUCAUUUGCUUCAACGAAGUUAAUAUAAUAAAUAGCAGUAUGUUUGUGAUACAUGAAAAGCACUGUUUCCUUAGAAUUUGUAUGACUAAAUUAUCAUUCAGGCAAUAAAUUUCGAUUACGAUUAAUAGACGCAGAUUUCUUUAUAUGUUAAACUCGAUUGACAAUGAUCUGUAGUGAUAGCAUGACAAUCCAAAUCUAUAUAUGACCUGAGUCCUUUAAAAAUCGGGCGAACUAAAAGGAAUUGAUAGGAAAAAUCAUUGUAGUUAAAACAAGUAUGUUAAUGAACAUUUUAUUAAUUAAAAAAAUGUAUUUAUAUUAUCGAUAUCGAAAAUUAGAAAUUUAAUUUCACAUAAUAAAUUCCUGUCAAUUCGUUUUAAUUCUUCUAACUGAAUAAUUUAACUGGCCUAAUUCCUUAUUCGCUAAAUGAUAGACACACAUGUAACGCGUUACAUGGCCCAAAUACGAAGUGUUCGUCUCAUUUGAAUAUUUCUCAUGUGUUUUAAUAUUUAUGUGAAUGUAUUCGAGUAUUGAUAUAUAUACCUAUAUAGUGUCAUUGUAUUUAUAUUUAGUUACAUGUGAAUGAAUAAUGUGAUGCUGCCAAUAAUUAUAGUGAACAUCAAAUUGUAGCGACGUAUUAUAGGAUUGUUAGGCGAAUCGUGAGUCGAAUGUCUUUGCAGAAAGUCUGAAAAUGAAUACGAGUAAAUAAGACGGCUGGACAGAUUAUCAAGUAUGACGUAGAUAUCAUGCGACAUAGCAUCUUGGCGAUUUGUCGAGCUGAUAGCGAAUGAUCUGGACAAUAAAUGAUUCAUGAGUCACGUAACACCUAAGUUAUAGCAUUAUCACAUAUUCUUUUAAAUGUUAUUUUAUACAUCUAGGGGUAAAUGAACAGCGAG
Molecule: messenger RNA, 5802 nt
Organism: Temnothorax curvispinosus
Lineage: Eukaryota; Metazoa; Arthropoda; Insecta; Hymenoptera; Formicidae
Exons: 6
Coding region: 435-2003 (522 amino acids)
Source: RefSeq, a predicted model, not a curated record